Messenger RNA from Pseudoliparis swirei, 6321 nucleotides. Its product is annotated as natterin-3-like. The transcript is spliced from 2 exons. The record is from RefSeq and is a predicted model, not a curated record. The coding region runs from base 3490 to 4680 and encodes 396 amino acids. NCBI's taxonomy places the organism in Eukaryota, Metazoa, Chordata, Actinopteri, Perciformes, Liparidae.
UAAAGGAUUUAUUAAGUGAAAAGACUGAAUCCAACCUUUUUAAGUCCAAACGCUCACGUGGAGCUUUUCAGUGUGUUGCUGCCCCCUGUUGGCGGUAGGUGUAAUGGUCCUCAUGACAACGUGCCAACUAAUACAAGCUGCUUCAUGCCAUUAGGUAACUUUACAGAUUUUCUUACUAACUAUUUUAGGCACCACUAUUUGACCCAAAACAUGUUCACUGGAUGUUUUAACUUUUUUUCUUCCCAACAUGAAGAAUGUUCAAAUCUAUCUAAUAGUUUUUCAUCCAGGAAUUUUAUAGUCUGAAUAUAAAUAGAAAACGUGGAUCGUGACAUCAUAUAAUUGAAAAGUAAUGCUAAAUAUGCUCAUACACGCCCGAGGAAAGCAGUAGUUUGAGAUGAGCUGAUCCAACGUGAUCCGACAUGAAGACCAAAACACAACCUCACGUAUCAGAUCGAAUCAGGCUGCAGGAAUCAUGAGGCGGGCGAGUCCUAACAGAGGAAAACUCUCAGAAGCAGGUCAUCAUUCUCAGAUUCUUCAGCUCGGUUGAAGUCGAUCCGCUGCCGGUCGGACUUUAACCCCUCGGCCUGACGUUAUUGGAACAAGUAAGUAAACAUGGACUUUUGGUAUGACUACCAACACAUCGUAACAGUUCAGACAGAAACUGAGUGGAAUCAUCGAUGCUCAAACAGCUUGAUUUCUCAAAGAUCUGGUUAUCACUAAACUAUUUAGUCUCUAAUGCUAAAAGCUGCAUAGAGUAUAUCACAUUGUACGCUUUUAAUUUGUUCUCAUAAGACGUGGAGUUUCUCCUCUUGAGAAGCGACUCAAAAGCAACAAGUCUCAAAAGUUGUACACAGUCUAAAAAUGGCAAGGGCGUAAAUAUGGGCGUGUAGAGUGCAGGAACAACAACGGGACUGUGUACACUUUCAGACACUUGCAGCUUUAGCACAUGAAGCAUUGACUUCUAUGCAACCAGAGGAGUCACCCCUGGUGGUCAGGAGAGAUAAUGCAGCUUUAAAACAUGAAGCAUAGACUUCUAUACAACCAGAUGAGUCGCCCCCUGGUGGUCAGGAGAGAGAAUGCAGCUUCAACACAUGAAGCAUUGACUUCUAUGCAACCAGAGGAGUCACCCCUGGUGGUCAGGAGAGAUAAUGCAGCUUUAAAACAUGAAGCAUAGACUUCUAUACAACCAGAUGAGUUGCCCCCUGGUGGUCAGUCGAGAGAAUGCAGCUUUAACACAUGAAGCAUAGACUUCUAUACAACCAGAGGAGUCGCCCCCUCGUUGUCAGGAGAGAUAAUGCAGCUUUAACACAUGAAGCAUAGACUUCUAUACAACCAGUGGAGUCACCCCCUGGUGGUCAGGAGAGAGAACGCAGCUUUAACACAUGAAACAUAGACCUCUAUACAACCAGAGUAGUUGCCCCCAGAAUCCUUAUUCAGGGCUCCAGACUGCGACCAAAUGGUCGCAUUUUGCGCCUACAAUUAGACACAGUGCGAGUAAAUUUUUCAUCAACUCGCGCAUGCGCGACCAGUAAAUUAGCAGAUUUUUUUAUUUUUAUUAUUAAAUAUUUUUGUUGCUGACAAACUUGUUCUACACUUCAGCCCACUAUAGUUAGCGGUAAUGCCUGAAUGACUGGUUUGCUAACCGACAUUAACUCCAGAAGAAGAAAGGAGACGAAAACCGAAGAAGAAGGCUGGCCUGUGUGUGAGAGCGGGGGGGGGGGGGGGGGACCACGGUUAUAGGCUAAUGCACAGGUGUCAAACACAAGGCCCGUGGGCCGAAUCCGGCCCGCCGCAUCAUUUUCUGUGGCCCCUGACGGCUUGAAAGACACGUGAUCCCCUUUUCUUUAAGAAAUGGAAGAAUAAUUGCCCGUGCUUUUAUUUUGAAGGUUUCAAAUUAAAUGGAUUUAUGUUGUAAUAUUAGAGACAUUUUCUUAUGUACAAUAUUUUUACCCUCAAAUAAACAAUAAUCAAAUGCAAAGAGAGAUAUUUAACAAUAUGUUCGAGGAGUUUAUAAAGUGUUUCCGGCCCUUUAAGAGGGCGGCCAUGAUGCUGAUGUGGCCCACGGUGAAAAUUAGUUUGACACCUCUGGGCUAAUGUGUGAAAAGAGGCGCAUCGCAACGGAGGGCUGCAGAGUGAGAGGUCCACGAGGGGAUCCUCACCACCGAGCGGCGUCCCCGUCCCCCGAGUUGAAUCUCUGGGUCAACUCAGCCGACUCUCACAUGUCUGCCCCUAUAGACUGAUGCUCACGGUAAACGCAUUCGAUCAGGAGCGCGCGAGGGUUUUGAUAAAGUUAGCGGAAGGAUUUAAGUGACAACAUCCGGUUUUGCAAAGUUAGCGGAAAGAACCACGUGAAACAACAUCCGUUUUUCAAAAUAAGAUGUCGACAAAUCAUACACGAACAUAUAAAAGUAAACAAUGAACUGAUUUUGUAUCUUUAUAGAUCGUUUCUGAGAUUUAGCUUAAAUUAUGCUAACAUUAAAACAUUUUUACUGGACCAAGGAAGAGUUUAUAAAAAUUAGUCAGUCUAUUGUAUGUUAAGAAAAGUCCUGUAUAUAGAUUUCCCCAAGAGUUCCAGGAAAUGAAUAAUGCAGAUGUGUUCCAUACAUAUCUGAAAUCCCCUACAAUAGCAAUCAAACAAUUUUAAUAUUUCAAUUAGGACAUUUUUCAAAGUAAAAGUCCUAAAUGUUUAAAGAAAUCGGUAAUUUAUUUAAUGUUUGAGUUGCUUUAUAUAUGUAUUUCCUCAUAGUCCUCAUAGCAAUAAUGCUACACAAUAAAUAGAAUGCUUCAAUCAACACCGUGAUCGGUGAUCGGUAUUAUCGGAUCGGAAGAUACUGAUUUCGGUGAUCGGUGAUCGGUAUUAUCGGUGAUCGGCAGAUACUGAUUUCAGUGAUCGGUGAUCGGCACCAAAAACCUGAUCGGUGCAUCUCUAGAAACCAAUAAAUGUUUUGAUUGGCCACAUCGAAGUGCAACAUGCACAUGCUCAAGGUAUGUUUUCUCUUAAAAUAUGUUUAAACUCAAUACAGUAACUUCUGAAGAGUUCUCUGUUGUGAAUGUUUUGCAGUUCAUGAAGGCAAACAGGCAUAAGAUUGUAUAUUGUCAAAUUAUUUAUCAGUAAUACAGUAAAAAUGAUGGGGAAACUUUGCAAGUCGAUUUAUAGUGUGCGCCCCUAAAUUUUCUGCUUGCGCCCCUAACAUUUUAAGUUAGGGGCCACUGUGCUCCUAGUAAAAAAAGUUAGUCUGGAGCCCUGUUAUUGGCAGGUGAAGGAAUGGGAGACAGCCAACAGGAAAUAUGUCAGUGCCAAGAUUUCAGUUCACAUCAUAGUCAAGCAAAAACAAGAAGCACAUCACAUAUGCAAACAGGAAACUUUACAUUACUGCACGAAAGUGUGUGGGAAAUGGCUGAUAAUAUACUGCAUUGUUAUUACUAAAGGAUGUAAUGGUGUAAUAAAUACAUAUGUAUUAAUAGUUUUGGCUUCUAUUCUGUCUCCAGAUGAAGCUGUCGGUGUUGUUGCUGCUGGUCCUGCCGGCUCUGUCUGCAGCCGCUCUUCAGGAGAACUCACAGUUCAAAAAUUUCUCCAUACAGGAACUGGCGCCAUGGGACAGGACGCCUUACAUCACCUCCAACACAACGAUGGUAACUCAUCGAUUCCGUCCAUCUUCUCGUAUGUCGAGACGAAGGAGGAGACAGGCUGAAGCCUCCACCUUGUUUGACGGUAGUCAAAACCUGAAGUGGGUGAUGUGGGACGGCUCUCUACCCGAUGGAGUCGUUUCCAUUCAAAACAACUACGCGGACCGCGUGGACUACAUCUGCAAGUACAAGUGCGAAGCCGGUUUCUACAACCCCAGCCAGGGUAGUUACUGCAACUACCCCUAUGGUAACAAAGAGUACGCAGCCUUCCAGUUUGAGGUCUUGGUGAACAGAGACCACUUUGAAUUACUGGAGUGGAAGGACGGCUCCGGUGGGUCGGUGCCCGGACACUCAGUCAAAACGUGUUCCCACGAGUACGUAUAUGUCGGAAAGAAUAAAUACGGUCUUGGGAAGGUCCAUACUAAGCACAAGGCGUUCUUCCUUCCCUGGAAAGGUUCGGAGUAUUACUACAAGUCCUACAUGGUCCUGACCUUUGACAGAGAUGUAGUCAGCGAGGAAAUCUCUGACAUCAAAUACAACACCGGUACAAGUGUGUUUAAGUAUCCCCCAGACGCCUUGUUUACCACUAAAGUCAUCAACAACGAGUGCACUCCAGUCAUGAAGACGCCCACUCUAUCAAUGAUGUCUGGGAGAGAGAGCCAGUGGGACAUCAGCGGUUCCAUCAGGGUUGGAAUCGCCACGACCUUCAAAGGGGGAAUCCCAAACAUCAUUUCUGGAGAAAUUGAGGUCAGCUCCGAUGUGUCCUUCACAUUCUCAGGAGGACAAACUAAGAAAGAGGAGUUCUCCUUCACUAUCCAUUUGCAGGUCAUGGUCCCACCAAAUCAUUACUGCAAUGUCCAAAUGGUGAUGCAUAAGUACAAGGCCGAUAUCUCUUUCACCGCACGCCUGAGUCGCCGAUACAGAAACGGGAAGAUCUCUGAGACGUACGUCACCGGGACAUGUCACGGCGUCGAUAAUCGAGAUGUUAUGGCUUUGGUGGAGCGAUGUAGACUCGUUCCCGAUGCCGAGCCGUGUCCCGCCAGGAGUCGGUAAGGCGGUUCAGUGUUGAGCUUUUUAUAAAAUCACAAACCAUCAGGACCCAAUUCACAUUCUCGGCUACUUGUACUCUUAUUUCCAUAUCACUGUAUACAUCUUGAACAGGUAAACCAGCCAUGAUAAAAAGAUAUACUUACUUUCUUUCAUGCGUGUGUUGUUGAAAAGUCAUUGAUAUGCAUUUUAGGUGGGGUUUUUUCCUACGCAUGUUUUUUUUGGACAUACUUGCUGGCUUUUCAUAGAAAGAGUGAUAGUCGCUCUGGUAUUCGCUCUGAUAGUCGCUCUGGUAUUCGCUCUGAUAGUCGCUCUGAUAGUCGCUCUAUUAGUCACUCUAUUAGUCACUCUAUUAGUCGCUCUGCUAAGCGCUCUGGUGGUCGCUCUGGUGGUCGCUCUUGUGAUCGCCCGUGUGGUCGCUCUGUUGGUGGCUCUUGUGGUCGCUCUGGUAGUCGCUCUGGUGGUCGCUCUUGUGAUCGCCAUUGUGGUGACUCUUGUAGUCGCUCUUGUAGUCACUCUGGUAGUUGAUCUGUUUUUCGAUCUGUUAGUCUCUCUGGUCGUAGAGGAUAAAAUGUGUGCACAAUGUUUUACAAAGUGUUGUGUGAUCACUACAUAUCCGCCUUCAAGGUACCAUGUGCGUUGUGUUUUCUGGUUACUGUUGAUAUGAUGUACUAAGUUCCUUGGUAAGAAGUACGAUAAGAACUCUUGUUGGCAUUGUGACGGCAAUACUCUUUUCUUCUCAGUGUUUCCCAUGUUGUAUUCUUCAUUUUUUUCCUAAUCAUUUAGUAAUGAAUCAAUGAAUACUAAUUGUUCUAUAUUUUUAAGGUGACAGACCUUUUUGGAUUGGUUGGCAGGGAAUAAUGUUGAGUUAAAAACCAUGAUGUACGAUAACUCAGGUCUAUUUAUGUUUAGUUUCUGUCUGCAACUAAAAUACCAAAUACAGUGUGGACUGCAAAUCUAUGCAGUCAGGUAUCUAGAUAAUCAUUAACAGUUAAUUCUCUUUAUGUGCAUCUUAAAAUGCAACAAAAUGCUACAAAACUGCUACAAAAUGCUACAGUAGUUCAAUCAGGAGAGAAUUUAACAAUAAUAUAUCACACAUACAUAACAUUAGAACAGUGCAAGGUCUUUGGCCAUUUAGACUAAUACAUAGAGACAAUGAAUGAAAAGGAGUUUAGAGUCUUCCUGACUAUGAAAGGAAUCCAGGUACCUUUGUCUUCCAGUCCAGUUUGCUACUUACAAGACUUUCAAAUAAUUGUAUUGGUAUUUAUUCAUCUCUUAACCGGUAUUUAUUCAUCUCUUAACCCUUAUUCUGGAUAAUCCCAUCGACAUUUUGAAUUUAUUUGACAAAGUUAAACCAAUGUACAUUCAAGCAAACUUGCAUAGCCUUCGGUAUCUCGCCUGAGGACCCUUUUAAGGGGCGGCUUUAGCUCAGUGGGGUAAGAGGGCCGUCCUGCAACCGCAGGGUUGUGGGUUCGAUCCCCGCUCUCCCCAUUAGUUGCAAGUCGAAGUGUCCUUGAGCAAGGCACUGAACCCCCAGUUGCUUCCCGGGCGCUUCACCGCAGCCCACUGCUCCUUAAUAACUAAGGAUGGGUUAAAUGCAGAGAACUAAUUUCCCCUUGGGGAUUAAUAAAAGUGUAUAUUCUUAUA